Cajanus cajan (pigeon pea) is the source of this 1039-nucleotide messenger RNA. RefSeq lists its product as uncharacterized. Lineage: Eukaryota; Viridiplantae; Streptophyta; Magnoliopsida; Fabales; Fabaceae. The record is from RefSeq and is a predicted model, not a curated record.
UCUGCAACCAUCACGUGCUUUCCUCUCUUCUCUUCCCUCUCAUCCUCUUCAUUAUCUCUUUUGUUCCCAACCUUCAAAUCUUAUCCAAUCUUUUGGUCGUUACAAACUAGCAUAGUAGUUUUGUUCGUUGGUUGACAAAGAAAGCUACCUUCCCUGAUUAGUGACAUGGAGAACAACAAAAAGAAAGUUGGAGGAGGUUCUUCCUCAUCAUCGUCAUCAUCACUCACCAACUUUGAUCACCUUUUUGGUCCCAAGGACCCCUCCACCACCUCAUCUUCAUCCACCAGCAUCUUUGGCUCCAUUUUCCCGCCUCCUUCCACUGUUGAAGGGAGAGAUUCAAGAAAACAGGACAUGGGAUGCAAAAAUUAUGGAGCACCAGGAAAUUACAGUAACAAAGGUGAAAGCAGCGGUGGCUCACACAAGAAUACUAGUAGUACCAAUUAUCAGAAUGAGACAGUAGUGGAGCCCAGCUACUACAGUUCAUCAAUCUAUUAUGGUGGUCAAGAAAAUUAUUCCCCAAGAACUAGGACCACUGAAUCCCACCAUGUUUUUAAGAAAGAUAAUAAGGACGAUGAUGAUCCAAAUGAUAAUGAUUCAAACAGUGCUUCAAGAGGGAACUGGUGGCAAGGUUCUCUUUAUUAUUAACUGUAUGCCAAAGUAUUCAAACUCCCCAUCCUGUAGGUCAGGAUGAUAUGAUCGACCACGUACGUUGUAUGCAGUAUUAAUAUGGAAAUAAGACAUGGUAGCGGACACUAGUACUCUUCAGCAUGUGUUGGGUUCUUUUUGUCUCAGCUUGCUCAUAUAUAAUUAAGUUAACAAGUAAUACUAUAGAAGUCAACCCUCAGUAGUAGCUUCAAGCCAUAUAAUUACUCUGUAUUUAUUUCAUACAGAAAGUUUCGUGUGAGUAACUGAUUUUUAGAAGUGUUCUAGAAACAUGUGAUCAUGUUAUAUGUACUUUGCAGUUUCUCUUUCUAUCAGCUGUAACUUGUAGCAUAUUAUGACUUAAUUAUAAAUAAGAGUUAUAUAUUAUUAAGAUUAA